CCCCAAAAAAGGCAAGAACAUCCAAAGAACAUGGCAUGCAAACUCAAUUGGUAUGAUUUAAAUUUAAAUUACUACACUCUCCAAAAUAUACCAAUCCCAUCUCAUGGAUUUCAUCGCUUUUGCUCUCGCAAUUCUCUUUACAGCACUUGUAAGAUCUCUAUGCCUGAAAGUAUUCACAAACCCCAAAAAUCUCCCACCUGGCCCCCGCCGGUGGCCCAUCGUCGGCAACCUCCUCCAACUCACCCACCUUCCCCACCGCGACAUGGCGGAGCUCUGUCGAAAGCACGGCCCACUCGUCUACUUAAAGCUCGGCAGCGUCGACGCCAUCACCACUGACGACCCCGCCACCAUCCGCGAGAUCCUCCUUCAACAGGACGACGUUUUCGCCUCCCGGCCGAGGACUCUCGCCGCCGUGCAUUUGGCCUACGGCUGCAGCGACGUCGCUUUGGCCCCUUUCGGCCCUAAUUGGAAGCGGAUGAGGAGGAUUUGUAUGGAGCAUCUUCUAACAAGCAAACGGUUGGAUUCGUUCUCGGCCCAUCGGGCCUCGGAGGCCCAAUAUUUGGUCCAAGAUGUCUGGGCCAGGGCCCAAAAUGGAAAGGCUGUGAACUUGAGGGAGGUUUUGGGGGGAUUUUCAAUGAACAAUGUGACUAGGAUGUUGCUCGGGAAGCAAUACUUUGGGGGUGGAUCUGCUGGCCCAAAUGAGGCUAUGGAGUUUAUGCAUAUAACCCAUGAGUUGUUUAGGCUUUUGGGGGUGAUUUAUUUGGGGGACUAUUUGCCAUUUUGGAGGUGGGUGGAUCCUCAUGGGUGUGAAGAGAAGAUGAGAAAAGUGGAAAAGCAAGUGGAUGAUUUUCACACCAAGAUUAUUGAAGAACAUAGAAAGGAAAGGGAGAGAAGGAAAAUUAGUGGAGAACAAGAUGAUGGUGAUGGAAAUAUGGACUUUGUUGAUGUUUUGUUGUCAUUGCCUGGUGAAGAUGGGAAGGAACAUAUGGAUGAUGUUGAAAUCAAAGCCCUAAUUCAAGACAUGAUUGCUGCAGCAACCGACACGUCAGCUGUGACGAAUGAGUGGGCAAUGGCUGAAGUGAUUAAACAUCCACACGUUCUUGCGAAGGUUCAAGAGGAGCUCGAUGUUGUUGUAGGUCCUAAUCGAUUGGUGUUGGAAUCUGAUUUGGUUCGUCUUAAUUACUUGCGAUGUGUCGUACGCGAGACUUUUCGUAUGCAUCCAGCUGGUCCGUUUUUAAUUCCUCACGAAUCGUUGGGUGACACAAAAAUCCAUGGGUAUGAUAUUCCUGCGAAGACUCGAAUCUUCAUCAACACUCAUGGGUUAGGUCGAAACACUAAAAUUUGGGACAAUGUGGAGGAGUUUAGGCCAGAGAGACAUUGGCCAACAGAUGGAAUUGCGAAAAAAGUAGAGAUAAGUCAUGGAGCAGAUUUUAAAAUUCUUCCAUUUAGCGCGGGCAAGCGAAAGUGUCCUGGCGCUCCACUUGGGGUAACUUUAGUGUUAAUGGGCUUAGCUCAACUAUUUCACAGUUUCGAUUGGACUCCACCAAAAGGAAUGGAACCAAAAGAUAUCGAUACCAACGAGGUAUAUGGGAUGACAAUGCCCAAAGCUCAUUCCUUAAUAGCUAUUGCUAAGCCACGUUUGGCCCCUCAUUUGUAUCAAUCAAAAUGA
Molecule: messenger RNA, 1669 nt
Organism: Benincasa hispida (wax gourd)
Lineage: Eukaryota; Viridiplantae; Streptophyta; Magnoliopsida; Cucurbitales; Cucurbitaceae
Gene: CYP703A2
Product: cytochrome P450, family 703, subfamily A, polypeptide 2
Molecular function (GO): monooxygenase activity; heme binding; oxidoreductase activity, acting on paired donors, with incorporation or reduction of molecular oxygen
Source: RefSeq, a predicted model, not a curated record